Molecule: messenger RNA, 393 nt
Organism: Rodentolepis nana
Lineage: Eukaryota; Metazoa; Platyhelminthes; Cestoda; Cyclophyllidea; Hymenolepididae
Source: the annotation of a GenBank genome assembly
AUGGAGAUUACGCUAAAGAGGUUGGGUCAUCCGGCUAAGAAUUUAAAGGUCACGGAAGAUACAACAGUUGCUGAAAUUCUGUCUCAGGUACUGUCUGAUUUUGAUGUCGAAAGUGAAAGAAUCUCAUUUUUAUUCAAAGGAGUUCCACUUAGUGAUAAGCACCGCAGCUUAAAGGACUAUUCUAUAAAGUCUGGAGACAAAAUCAUGGUCGCCAUAAAGGCACCGCGGAAGCCCCAUUUCGAACAGGUACUACAAAAGUAUUUACAAACCGACUACAGUCCUGCUGAGGCACAAGCAAUUACCUCCAGAUUUAUGAGCCUUCUUUCCUCUACUUUGGAUUCUCUAAGUAUAGACGAUAUUAACCGGCUGGCUGGUUCUAUCAACAAGUCCUGA